Molecule: messenger RNA, 758 nt
Organism: Olea europaea var. sylvestris
Lineage: Eukaryota; Viridiplantae; Streptophyta; Magnoliopsida; Lamiales; Oleaceae
Product: protein TERMINAL FLOWER 1-like
Exons: 4
Coding region: 53-571 (172 amino acids)
Biological process (GO): negative regulation of flower development; vegetative to reproductive phase transition of meristem
Cellular component (GO): cytoplasm; nucleus
Source: RefSeq, a predicted model, not a curated record
CCAAUCAAUAAGGAUCUUUCUCUCUCUCAUAAAUAAACGGACACAAAAACGUAUGGCGAGAGAAUUAGAACCCUUGAUUGUUGGUCGAGUAAUAGGAGAUGUUCUUGAUUCUUUCACUCCAACCAUAAAAAUGUCUGUUACUUAUGGCAAUAAACAAGUCUUCAAUGGUCAUGAGUUCUAUCCUUCCACAGUCACGGCUAGGCCAAGGGUUGAGGUUUCUGGUGGUGAUAUGAGAACAUUUUACACAUUGGUGAUGACUGACCCUGAUGUCCCUGGCCCCAGUGAUCCAUAUCUCAGGGAGCACGUACACUGGUUAGUCACCAACAUUCCAGGGACAACAGAUGUCACAUUUGGAACGGAAUUGAUGAGCUAUGAGAUCCCAAGGCCUAAUAUAGGAAUACACAGGUUUGUCUUCGUUCUGUUCAAACAGAAAGGCAGACAAACACUAAGCCUACCUGCUUCAAGUGAUCACUUCAGCACUCGAAAUUUUGCUGCAGAGAAUGAAUUGGGCCUCCCAGUUGCUGCUGUCUUCUUCAAUGCACAACGAGACACUGCUGCACGAAGACGCUAGCUACUGCCCGUAGCCUGAUCACUUCGUUUGCUACAAUAAAGUCUUCCAUCCUAUGUUUGGAACAUAGCACUCGAUAGAGCUGGAAUGUAUGAAUAAAAUUGUGUCCUCCUACCAAAUAUACUACUAAUGUUUGCUCUAUGUUUAUACUAGAAAAAAGGCUCUCGUUGUGAUUUUGGACUGUACCUGC